AUGGAACGUUGGCAAGGUUGUGUCGCUGUAGUUACUGGUGCUAGUUCAGGCAUUGGCGCUGCCACAGUCAAAGAUUUACUUAAAGCUAAUCUCGUUGUGGUGGGACUUGCCCGCCGACUGCAGCGUAUGGAAGAAUAUAAAGCUGAAUUGCCAGCUGAACAACAGAAACGGUUCUAUCCCUAUACAUGCGAUGUAACAUCACAGGAAUCGGUUGAUCAGGCAUUCAAUUGGAUUAUCAACGAAUUGGAUGGCGUUGAUAUAUUGGUGAAUAAUGCCGGCANGCUAGUAGUUAUUGAUAAACUAACGCAGCAGCCACCAUAG
Rhagoletis zephyria (snowberry fruit fly) is the source of this 321-nucleotide messenger RNA. RefSeq names its product farnesol dehydrogenase-like. The record is from RefSeq and is a predicted model, not a curated record. Lineage: Eukaryota; Metazoa; Arthropoda; Insecta; Diptera; Tephritidae.